Molecule: messenger RNA, 2070 nt
Organism: Acytostelium subglobosum LB1
Lineage: Eukaryota; Evosea; Eumycetozoa; Acytosteliales; Acytosteliaceae
Exons: 3
Coding region: 1-2070 (689 amino acids)
Source: RefSeq, a predicted model, not a curated record
AUGAGCAAUUGCUUCUUCCCCGCUGGCACUGAACGCUUCCUACCAUUGGUCAUCGACACUGGAAACGAGGAGUUUUUGGAACUAUUCCUCAAAUAUCUAAAGGUCAAUGAUAUAGCCGAGACCAACAAUGCCAUCAAGAACUACUGCAAGUUCAAGAGACCUGGAAUACCUAUUAACAUGCUCAGGGUAUUGCGAUUGGAUUAUAAAUAUCUGAAUGGAUUGACCAAUAUCUGGCAGGCUGCACUGGUGCACUCGACAAAGUCCAACAUGUUAGAUAGUGUUCAAUACCUUCUUGACCACAUGCCAUUGAAAGAGAUGCAUCCGAGACAAUACAAUGAGCUGAUGGCCAAGUGUAUUGUUCGAUGUGCAAAGGAUGACAAUGUAAACAUCUUCAAAGCAUUGAUCAAGUCAGCAGGUGAUAAGUACAUUUUGAAUAAGAACUACAAUGAUAUCAUUGACAUUGCUGCAGAUCGUGGACAUGCCUCAUUCAUCAAGUACCUAGGCAGAUACUAUACAGAUAAAUACGGGUGCAGAGUAAGCAAGGCAAGUGUGAGGAAGUUGAACUACCUCUUGUUGAAGCCUAAUUUCAAUUGGGGACCAUUGGACUCAGUGAUUGAGUGGCUAAGAACUGAACUCCGAGUAACUCCAAAGGCAGCCAUUCGAAAGAAUGAUAUCGCGGAGCUCGAGACCAUCACCUCCCCUCGUCCCUAUUCUUUGGAGUUGGACCUCAAGAUAUAUCUUCAGAUGUCGCAGUCAAUGGCAUUGUUCAUAUCUCAGAGUAAUGGUCCACACACCCAAACUUAUAUGAUGCGAUUCCACGGCAAGUCACUGGUCAACAUGAUCAAAGCCAUUGGCAAGCCUGGCAGCAAUAUCACCGCCCACAUUGCCUGCCAAUUCAUUGCCAACUGUAACCAUAGUAUUGUUAUUGGUGAUCUCCCCAGAGCAAUGAGUCUGGCAGCCAGUCGCUCUGCCGAUGUCAUGAAGCAACUAACAGUUAAGUUUGCUGCCGAGUAUGAAGUCAGGUAUCUUAUCAAGGCUUUGAAAAAGGGAUGCCGCGAGACUCAAAAACUGAUCAUUGAUCAAUUUGAACAGCGACACUUUGAAACAAGCAAUAUCAAAUAUGCCGCUUUCAAUCAGAUUGCAAUAGCUUCAUUGGAGGACGUGACUUUCAUUCUGGAUCACCUGGAUUGUGUGAGAGACGAUCAGAAUAUCCUGGUUUGGGCGGUGUCCAAUCCACAUUUGGAAGUAUUUGAACAUGUAAUCAAUCUAUUCCCUCCCCUGAUGAUCUAUCACAGCAUGUUGAUCAAUAUCAUUGAUCGUGCACUAUUAUGUUACAAGCCCAAAAUCAUUGAGAUGAUCAGACUACGAUUCGAAACACCUUAUUUGGCAUCCAACAAGACAUUCACUUUGUAUAGACCAACCAUCACGACAUUGGUAUCCCUGGCUCACGACCAAACCGCUCCUUCACUAGAGUACCACUUCAAGUCAUCGAUAUUCACCAAUAUACCAGUUAUCGAACGAUUGAGAAUACUCAACUUCUUACUCCAUUCUGGAUUCAUGCACAUGGCACCCAAGGUCAUCAAACUAUGCACGGAUCAUAUCAAGGCACUCUCUAUCGAUCAUCAACAACAAAUGUUCCAGGCCAUUGGACUAAAGGACGAAGUUCUUGAGGUUCCACAGGCUUCAACAAAGUUGGAGAGAGCAUUCCAUUUGGUGUUCAAAGACAGGAAGACUGGAAUGCAUAUCAUGGAUAGAGUUGGAACAGUUCACAAAUUACUUGGAAUCAACACUGAGUAUCUUAUCAAGGGUGCAAAGUUGAUUGACAAUCACAAUUUGUUUGAUUACAUCAAAUAUGGUGCGACCGAAUGGUUCCUUGAAGCAUACUCCAAGUUCAAAUUCUCAACCAUCUCUGGUUACAACAACGUACUUCUGGCCGAAGCGUUCAAUCGUUGCAACACACAAGUAGUCGACUUACUCAUGAACAAUCCAUUAAUGGGUCUAGACCACACCAUGAAUGGACUGCUCUCAAUUGAAUUUGUCCAGAAUACAUACCAACACAUUGGAGUGUGA